Diutina rugosa is the source of this 1419-nucleotide messenger RNA. Its product is annotated as glycoside hydrolase family 18 protein. Gene Ontology annotation, biological process: carbohydrate metabolic process. Lineage: Eukaryota; Fungi; Ascomycota; Pichiomycetes; Serinales; Debaryomycetaceae. Gene Ontology annotation, molecular function: chitinase activity. The coding region runs from base 1 to 1419 and encodes 472 amino acids. Gene Ontology annotation, cellular component: extracellular region. The transcript has a single exon. The record is from RefSeq and is a predicted model, not a curated record.
AUGAAGUUUAAUGUUAAAAAUUGUGUCGCUUUGCUAUUGGCUGUUCCAUCAAUUACUGCACAGGUGGCAGUGUACUGGGGCCAAAAUUCAUUUGGAGGUGAACAGCUGCUUGCCCUGUACUGCCAGACUCUGGAAGUCGAGGUGGUCCUAGUGAGUUUUUUAAACGGGUAUCCUGACUUGAGUAUCAAUUUUGGCGGGCAAUGUAAUGAGAAGUUUAACUCGGGCUUAUUGCAUUGUUCCAAAAUUGGAGAAGAUAUAAAGUCAUGUCAAGCGCAAGGUAAAAAGAUUUUUAUGUCACUUGGUGGUGCUGUUGGCGAAUAUGGCUUUCAAUCUGAGGUCGAGGGUGAAGCAUUUGCGGAGGUACUUUGGAACAAGUUUGGAGGAGGUCAGGACAAUGAGAGACCUUUUGAUGAUGCUAUCAUUGACGGCUUUGAUUUUGAUGUUGAGAACAAAAACCAAGUGGGGUAUGUCGCCAUGGCCAAAAAAUUGCGUGAAUACUUCAGUGAGAGUUCACGUCAGUAUUACCUUUCUACCGCUCCUCAAUGCGUUUAUCCCGAUCAGAGUGUUGGGGAUUUGAUGCUGCAGGUGCCUUUAGAUUAUGCAUUUGUGCAAUUUUACAACAACCCUUGUGCUGUUGAAAAAAAUUUCAACUGGAAAACUUGGAGCGAUUGGGCUGCUAAUUCUCCCAACCCAAAUGUAAAGCUUUUUUUGGGUUUGCCUGGAGCGCCAUCAAGUGCAGGCUCCGGUUAUAUUGAUUCAACAACCAUUUGUGAAACCAUUGAUAACAUUCGAAGUUCGCCCAAUUUUGGAGGAGUAAUGUUUUGGGACGCCAGUUCGAGUUUUGGAAAUGGCGACAUGGUGUCUGUUGUUAAUAAUCAUAUAAAUGGAAUUGGCCAGUUCAUCCCACCGCCUCAGGAAAGUUCGGCUUCUAUGUUGCUGCCUGGCGAAGCCAGCUCAUCGGUGGCCAGUAUCUUGUUACCUUCCCUGAAUGAGAUCAAUGAGCACGGCGGAAGUUAUGCAUUUGGCACACCAACUAUCAUGCGUGAUGACGAAUCCUCAGCUACAACCAGUACUAUGGGUACGCCGCCAACGCUGGUGACACUUGAUGAAUCUUAUGAUACCAAUUUGACAGAUGCUAACUUAUAUCUUGAGGGUAUUCAGAAAGGGGUACAAAUCAACGCAGAAUCCUAUGACGAAACUCUGACGCAAGUCACCUACGAAACAGUUCUCGAAAUUGUUCCUAUGGGUAACGAUGACUCUGAGAAAACUACGACCAAAGUCUCCCCGAACCCCACUGGAGCACCUAAUCCCGACACCAGUGGAAGUCAAGCCGAAACUACUGCCGGCGUAAGGCCUCAUCAUCACCAUAAAAAGUUGGCAUUCACGACUGUAACAGCCUACACGACAGUAUAUGUAUGA